Nannizzia gypsea CBS 118893 is the source of this 3771-nucleotide messenger RNA. RefSeq lists its product as hypothetical. The transcript is spliced from 4 exons. NCBI's taxonomy places the organism in Eukaryota, Fungi, Ascomycota, Eurotiomycetes, Onygenales, Arthrodermataceae. Gene Ontology annotation, molecular function: guanyl-nucleotide exchange factor activity. The record is from RefSeq and is a predicted model, not a curated record. Gene Ontology annotation, biological process: intracellular signal transduction. The coding region runs from base 1 to 3771 and encodes 1256 amino acids.
AUGGCGGAUUUGGGAGCCCAGCAAGGACGAGGUUACCGGCCUGGAGCCUCUCGUGGCCCUGCUUCUUCAUCCUUCCAGCGAGAUGCUGCCUUUUCCGAAAUUUUCGGUGGAACGCCGCCUCCAGGCAGGUCCCAGACGAUGACAUCGCACACUCCACAGUUUAACCAGGAACGCGCCCGUACAAUGACUUCUCACCCGUCAGACCAAUACGCCCAGUCUCGGGGACAGCCUCCCCCUAUGCGACAGUCUCAUGGGGGAUACUCGCCAAACUCGCAGGCGGGCUAUCAGAACUCCCAAUGGCAACCACCUAACGGCUCGGGUCCUCCCCCACAACAACGCGCACCGCCACCUCCACAUCAUCAACAACGUCCCAUGCACCCCCAGAACCCCCAGCAAUAUCCUCCCAGUAUGCAGCAACGGCCUUACCCCGGUCGACCUCAGUACCCUCACCCUCAACGACUGGACUCUCGCCCCGGACCCAUGCCUCCCCAAUUCCAACAGCAAAACCCGCACGGACGGCCUUUACCCCCUCCAGCUCUCAACUCAGAUCAGUAUCGAUCUCGCUCAAUGGCUAGACUAGGAGGACCCCCAUCAUACCAAUCACCGCAGUCACAGUUCCCACCCACUCCUGUCAAUGCUUUCCGCCAGCCAUCAUACCAUUCCGUGGGUUCUAGGACAGCGCAGGGUCGUAUAGUUCCAGAAAGACACGACAACGAACGAGCCAUGUCGAUGAGUUCUUACUCGGCAGACCGUGACCACGCCCAAACCAUCAGUUCUGGAAGAGUCGUGCCAAACAGAAGACGAGAGUCGAAUCUAGACCGGGAACGGGCUGGAGGUAUGGAUCGUCAUUAUUCAGAGUCACCAGUAUCAAUACAGCCUGCCAUAGAUGAGCCUGUGACUCCCGCGCACUCUGGACAUCAUGUGCUACCCCCACAGCAAGAUCUCCAAUUGCGAGUGCGACAUCCUAGUGAGAGCUCUGUUAAUUCACGUACUUUGUCCAUGGCAUCAACCAUCGCCCCCGAACGCAACAAUAGCUUGCAAAAACAACCUGUCGCUGCCAAAUCUCCUAAUCACUCGAUGGCUGGAGCACCUCCGCCAAAUAAUGUGCACCGCAGAACACCGCUCGCUUAUCCAGCUCUCUUAUCCCGAGUAGCUGGCGUCUUUAGAGAGCGGAUUGCGGUUGGUGAACGUAUCAAGAAUGAUCUAGCUUACACCAACGCGUUUACAGGUGCGGAGGCAGUCGAUCUAAUUUCUUACAUUAUCAAGACAACAGACCGCAACCUGGCUCUUCUUCUUGGUCGAGCUUUAGAUGCUCAAAAACUAUUCCACGAUGUCACGUAUGACCAUCGAUUACGAGAUGCCCCAGGUGAACUCUACCAGUUUAGGGAAACCCUAGGUGAAGAGUCACCCGUCAACGAUGUCAACGGUGUAUUUACGCUCUUGACAGAGUGUUACUCUCCCACUUGUACUAGAGACCAACUCUGUUACUCGAUUGCCUGUCCACGACGCCUGGAGCAACAAGCACGACUGAACCUGAAACCUCAGCCGGGACUGAGACCAUCAGCCUCCAAGGGCAGUCUUCAUGACCAGGAGGAUAACGAUGAUCAAAAGCUCUGGAUCAACAUGGUUCCCAAGGAAGUAGCUGACAGUCUUGACGACCGUGAGAAGAAGCGACAGGAAAUCAUUUUUGAGAUGAUGUAUACUGAGCGUGACUUUGUCAAGGACUUGGAAUACUUGAGAGACUUCUGGAUGCGUCCACUACGAUCUCCCAACAACCCCAGCCUUUCCCCGAUCCCUGAGCAUCGCCGAGAGAAGUUCAUCCGAACUGUGUUUGGUAACUGCCUGGAAGUUUUGGGUGUCAACUCCAAACUAAGUGAAGCUCUCAACGCCCGACAAAAGGAGACCCCCGUUGUGAAAACCAUCGGUGAUAUCUUCCUUCAGUUUGUCCCGCGAUUCGACCCCUUCAUCAGAUAUGGUGCGAACCAGCUUCAUGGAAAGUAUGAGUUCGAAAAGGAAAGAUCCUCAAACCCUGCAUUUGCCAAAUUCGUUGAAGAGACGGAGCGCCUGAAGGAGUCUCGAAAGCUCGAGUUGAACGGUUACCUUACCAAACCUACUACUCGAUUGGCGAGAUAUCCACUUCUUCUGGAAGGUGUGGCUAAAUACACUGCUGACGACAGUCCCGAUAAGGAGGAUAUUCCCAAGGCGAUUGUUCUUAUCCGAGACUUCCUUUCUCGAGUGAACACCGAGAGUGGAAAGGCAGAGAAUCAUUUCAACCUCGUGCAACUGAACUCUGCUUUGAAGUUCACUCCAGGCGAUUACGUUGAUCUGAAGCUCACUGAGGAGAACCGAGUGAUGUUGAUCAAAAUGGCGUUCAAGAAGGGUCCGACCGAUUCGGCAGAAGUUACCGCCUACCUGUUUGAUCACUCCGUCCUACUUGUUCGAAUUAAGCCCGUGAAUAAACGAGAAGAGUACAGGGUUUACCGGAAACCUAUUCCGCUUGAGCUUCUUGUCAUUACUCAAAUGGAGGAAGUGUUACCUAAGCUGGGCAUUCACAAACGCCCUACUGCUGGCGGUCUAAUUCCGGGAGCAAGAGCUGCUAGCACCCCAGCAGCUUCGUCCAAGGAUGGGCUACCCGUUACCUUCCGUCACUUGGGUAAAGGGGGCUACGAGAUAACUCUACACGCAACCUCCCAGACCCAGCGAAAACGCUUCAUCGAACUAGUUGAAGAGCAGCAGAGAAAGCUGCGGGAGCGAAAUAGUAACUUCUACUCCAAGACCAUCCUUUGCGAGAACUUCUUCAGCGCAGUCAAUAGGAUCAACUGUUUGGUUCCAAUUGACGGUGGUCGCAAGCUUGUAUACGGAACUGAUAAUGGUAUCUACGUGUCUGAACGUUGGCCAAAGGACAAAUCAGCAACUCCAAAGCGUGUUCUCGAAGCCAAUGCGGUUACCCAAAUUGAUACACUGGAAGAAUACCAGCUCUUGCUUGUACUUGCCAACAAGACUCUUAGCUCAUACCCUCUUGAGGCUCUGGAUACAAGCGAUAACCAGAGCGCCAUGGUCCGACGGCCCAAGAAGAUUCAGGGACAUGCUAACUUCUUUAAAUCUGGUAUUGGUCUUGGAAGGCACCUGGUGUGCUCCGUAAAGACCUCCACUCUAUCAACAACCAUUAAAGUUUUCGAGCCCAUGGAAAACCUGGCUAAGGGCAAGAAGAAACCACUCAGCAAGAUGUUCCAGACCGGCCAAGAUGCUUUGAAGCCUUUCAAGGAAUUCUACAUUCCGGCUGAAUCAUCUUCUGUUCACUUCCUACGUUCAACUCUUUGUGUGGGUUGUUCUCGUGGCUUCGAAGUUGUCAGUCUAGAAACCACCGAGAGACAAUCCCUGCUUGACCAAGCAGACACAUCACUAGAUUUCGUUGCAAGGAAGGAAAACGUGAAGCCCAUCCACAUCGAACGACUUAACGGAGAAUUCUUACUCAAUUACUCAGACUUCUCCUUCUUCGUUAAUCGUAAUGGAUGGCGAGCGCGCCCAGAUUGGCGAAUUGCUUGGGAAGGCAACCCUACCGCCUUUGCCCUCUCUUAUCCAUACAUCCUAGCAUUCGAACCCAGUUUCAUUGAAAUCCGACAUCUCGAAACCAGUGAACUGGUACACGUUAUGACUGGGCGAAACAUUCGUAUGCUCCAUUCUUCCACUCGAGAGAUAAUCUAUGCCUAUGAAGAUGAAAACGGAGAAGAUGUCGUCACCAGUCUUGAUUUCUGGAACAAACCAGCAUAA